This is a messenger RNA of Sphaeramia orbicularis (orbiculate cardinalfish), 2996 nucleotides long. It is a transcript of the gene ccdc178, whose product is annotated as coiled-coil domain containing 178. The transcript is spliced from 19 exons. The record is from RefSeq and is a predicted model, not a curated record. Bases 1 to 2499 code for a protein of 832 amino acids. Lineage: Eukaryota; Metazoa; Chordata; Actinopteri; Kurtiformes; Apogonidae.
AUGCCAGACGUUGAACCUCUCAGAUUCCCAUCAAGAGAAGGCAGGCCCAGCCAACAAGAUCAAGCAGAUCUUCAGGGUGUCUGCUCUGGUAGACGUCGCACUUGUGCUUUGCUUAACAGCCCCUUACCAUGUGUCAACAGUGCUAUUUACCAUAUCCAAGAGCUGAGGAUGGAAGUGGAUAAUUGGUUUCAACAGUCUGGAAAAUAUCCUCAUCAGAUUGACCUCGAGAAGCACAGAUACGCCCAAAACUUACGAUUUAAGUCUAGAGACUCAGACAGUGAAUCAGUUACGUCUACAGACUUAGCUAUUGAAGGCAUUGGCAUUGGUGCAAGAGAAAGUUCUUCAUUAUCGCCACUACUGAAGAAAAUAAAUGAUGUCCUUGGAGAGGUUGUGUAUCUGAUUGAGCGGCUGGAGGCCGAUCGCCAGUAUGCAGAGGAAACUCUACUCAAAGAGAAGAGAAGAAAGAAAUUUCUGGAAAACAAAAUUGACAGUAUUUAUCUGUGGAAGCAUCAAGAGCAUUCACUUGUUGUCCAGAAAGAACAUGAAGCCUGCAGUAGAGACAUUGCUGAACUGAAGUGGCAGCUGAAACAAGAAAGAGAAAAACUUGAACAAGUCCAGGACAAAUUGUCACAGACAGAGGUGGUGAACCAGCACUUGCAGGAGGACAUCAACAUUGCCAGAAAGCAAAUUCCCAUCAUAAAAGAUAAACUGGACUUCCAGAACAGCAUAAUACAUCAGAUCAAUUCUGCACAAGAAGAGGCUGAUAAAUUAUACUCAAAGGCAUUGGCUGAUCUUCAGUUAGCAGAGGAGGAGUUAAAAAAGAUGGAGUUGGAUACCAAAAAUGAAAAGGAAUCACUGGAAAAUGACCUGUUGGGUAUGAAAAAUCAGCUGGCUAAGAAAAUAGAAGAUUUAGACCAGUUGAGGGUGGUUGAAAAAAGUGUAUGCGCUGAAAUAAAAGAAGCUGAGGAAUCAGUUGCUCUGUCAGAAGAGAAGUGUGCAGCCAUGAUAAACCGUAUUUCUGAAAUGACGGAGUUACAGAAAACUGAAAAAGACAAGAUUUUACAACUACAAAGUCAAAUCGAGGUUGAAAUGCAGAAGAAUAAGAAAUUAAAAGCGAAAAUACUUCCACUACAAGAAGAAAUUGAGAAAACUAAACUGAAAGGGGAAGCAGAGGUUUCCUGCACUGAAGAGCUGCUGCAUUCAGCACGUAAUGCUUAUGCAGCUCUCCGUAAAGAAAAUAUGGAGUACGAACAGAAGGUAGAAGACUAUAAGACAAAAAUUUCUGAAAGUGUGAAAGCAGUGAAGCAGAUGCGUGAGGAAAGGAAGCAGAUGCUCCAGAAAAUCAGUGACAAUGACGAGCAGUGGGAAAGGGCCAAGGAGGAAAUGACCCUAGUAGUAGCGCAGCACAGUGCCACCCAGGCUAAACUGGAAGAGCAGGAACAGCUCACCUUCAUGGAAGAACAAAAGGCCAGGAAAGUCAUUGAAAACCUGAGGAAAGACUUGACGGGUCAGGUGACUGCACUAGAACAACUAAAGAGUGAGUGUCAAAACCUCAAGGAAGAAAUUUAUCAACAUCAAAAAAGCUCAGAGGAAACCAACCAAAACCUUCAGAAGGAACAUGAAGAUGCAUUCUCAAUGAUGAAAACUCUGGAAACAAAACUCAAAAAAACUAAAGAAUUGACAGAAAAAUUGGAAAAGAUACAGCGCGAACACAGGGAAACUUCUGACAACCUUGAAAGUGAGAAAAAAGUCAAAUAUAACCAGUUAAAAGCUGUCAAGGAUUUACACACCACUACGACAAAGAGAUAUGACGACACUGUUGCCAGGAUCAGUGAACUUACCAAGAAGUGUGAAGAAUACCAAGAUGCUUCUGAUAAAAUGGAAAAAACAGCUAAAACCCUAUUUGAAGAAGUAGCUGAACUUGAAAGUGUGUUUGGUGUGGUGGAAUUCAAAAACAAAUCAGCUGCUCUCAUAAUGAGCACCUUGCAGUCUGAUAUUAAUAACAGCCUACGACGAACACAGCGAUCCAUGCAGGUGCACACUGCUCAUGUUACAGCAAGAAAAAAGGAAAUGGAAGACACAAAGGAAGCGUUAAAUAAUGCGCUAAAGGAGAACAAACAGCUGGCCUGCAUGUACAAACACCUUAAGAUCAUCCUCAUAGAGGCCAAACAAGACGCCGCAUCUGCGUUGAGCAAGAAAAACUGCUCUCAUGAGUCUUUUCAUUAUUUCACACAGCUCUCUUUGUUGCAGAAGAGGAUGCACAAAGCUUUGGUGAAAUACUUCGAACAACGCAGCCUCUACAGCCAGGCUGAACUGGAUCGGUGCCAGGCUCUUUCUCAAGAGACAGACCAGAAAAUAAAAACAGCCCAGGAGGGGUUGUCAGAAGAAAUUCACCUCAUCUCUGCUUUCUUGCAAUCCUUGACAGAUGACUCUACUUCCACUGAUGAUGCCGGGGUGAACAAACAAGCCAGUCCAGAUGCUGCUGGAUCAAAUGAGUAGAUGCCUUCAGUUCAAAUCGCAGUGUAAUUGGACAUUCACCUGUACCAGACAACUUACUUACCCUAGCACGCUUCACUAUUCCCCCUCUUUACUUGCAGCAAAUCCAUAACAAUGAAACAGGUGACUUUCAUGCUGCUGUCAGGACUGAUCUAAUUUUAGCUGGGUGAAUGAUUGCAAUUGGCUUUGCCUCAUCAGAUAAUUAAUCUAUGUCACCAUUAAUUGGAAAAGAGAAUAAUUACAGGCAGUGUUGACAGAAAUUCUACGCUUCUCCAGAUUCCAAGAUCUAAUUACAACUAGUGAAACCCUGUGUGACCUUAACUAGCACUUAGUACACCUUUGCCACCUUGACCAUGCCCAUGUGUGAGACCACUGUCUCUUCAAAGACCCUGUUUUUAUAAUCAGACCCGCAUUCCUUCCUCUCCUCACUCUCUGAGAGCUGUCUCCCUCAAUCACUUUUCAAUAUUCAAUCUUAAUUUUGUGGAAGUUUAGCAUUUUCA